GGGGAAGCCAGAAGAGAACAAACACGUACAGUAUCCAGCGCAUUCUAGCACUCACCGCCACAAGCCACCCCAAUCCCGCCGCUCUUCCGUCAUAUUCACUCCCAAUAAACACCGUAAUCCCAGCUGCUCUUCCUGGAGCUUCCUGUAGAUUCCGUUCACUCGCCUUGGAAUUGCCCUUCUCAAGCUUCUACUAAACGUCGCCGUUUUCUCUCCGCCGAUUGAUGAUCGGAUCUUGAUUCAUACCCCAUAGAGCCACAGAGACAGUUUGGUCGAGGUUUUGUUGGGAGAGAAAGGGACAAACAGUCGUGUCAUGUUUGGGCAUUCUCGUGUUUCGUCAUCAAUUUAUAAGAGAAUGACAUCAAGGGAUUACACGGAUGCUGAUAACGUUGAAGCUGAUAAGGAUGAUGAUUUAGGCUUCAUUGAAGAUGGUGCUCAACAAGAGAUAUCAAAUCCCUCUUGGAAAUGUUCAUUCCCGCAUGUGCUUGUGGCAACAAUAGUUUCAUUCUUGUUUGGCUAUCAUCUUGGUGUAGUUAAUGAGCCACUUGAAAGUAUUUCUAUUGAUCUUGGAUUCAACGGGAAUACACUCGCAGAAGGUCUGGUGGUCAGUACUUGCCUGGCUGGUGCUUUCUUUGGAUCUCUGUUCAGUGGUUGGAUUGCUGAUGGGGUUGGGCGACGUAGGGCUUUUCAGUUGUGUUCUUUACCCAUGCUUAUUGGUGCUUUACUAUGUGCAACAACUAAAACCUUAGCAGGUAUGCUCCUAGGGAGGCUUUUGGUUGGAAUAGGAUUAGGUAUCGGUCCGCCUGUUGCUUCUUUGUACAUAGCAGAGGUAUCUCCUUCUCAUGUAAGGGGUACUUUUGGGAGUUCCAUCCAAAUAGCAACGUGUCUUGGACUGAUGGCGGCUUUUGUUGUAGGGGUCCCAGUUAAGAGCAUAAUGGGCUGGUGGCGUAUAUGCUUUUGGGUGUCUUUAAUUCCUGCUGCAGUGCUUGCAUUUGGGAUGAUUUUUUGUGCAGAAUCCCCGCACUGGCUUUAUAAGCAAGGUAGGCUCACUGAAGCUGAAACUGAGUUUGAAAGGCUACUGGGAACUUCCCACGUUAGAACUGCAAUGUUGGAGCUGUCCAAGUUGGAUAGAGGGGAUGAGCAUGAAACUAUCCAACUCUCGGAACUGAUUUAUGGCCGGCAUUCCAGAGACAUGCUGGAGUAUCCUCAAACCUGGCAAAUAUUUUCAUAGGAAUUGCAAACUUAAUAGGCUCAAUUUUCGCAUUGAUUUUGAUGGACAGAUUAGGAAGGAGAGGUCUCCUUCUAUGGAGCUUUUUGGGCAUGGCUGUAUCAAUGGGACUUCAAGUUUUUGCUUCAACUAUUGCCUCAAGCUAUGCUGGUUUUAUCCUUUCUGUUGGUGGAAUGCUAUCUUUUGUCCUGGCAUUUGCCCUUGGUGCUGGUCCAGUACCCGGUCUCCUCCUGCCCGAAAUACUCCCCGGACGAAUUAGGGCAAAAGCCAUGGCAUUUUGCAUGUCAGUUCAUUGGGUGUUCAACUUCCUCGUGGGCUUGCUGUUUCUGCGCUUGCUUGAGAAACUUGGACCUCAGUUAUUGUACAGUAUGUUUGGGACCUUCUGUGUGAUGGCCGUCGGUUUUGUGAAGAGGAAUGUGAUGGAAACCAAAGGCAAAUCACUCCAAGAGAUUGAGAUUGCUCUUCUCCCCCAAGAAUAGAUUGAGACAGCCUUCAAGCUGCUGCCCCUGCUUCCAGGGGAAGAUGUUUUACCUCACUUGCAAAAGAUUAUGGCUUGGAAAUCAAAACACAGUAUGUUGUGUGCACCUUGAUUCCAAUUAUCAUAAGCAAUCAAUAUUAUCUCAUGUACUUAUAACAUUACUAGUACUUGUAUUUAAAUGUAAUACUUCCUCUGUCCUUAGGUAAAAUUCCCGGUUACUAUUACAGAAACCUUUUGUUUACUCAUAAGCAUUUACAUUUGAUAAAAUAAUACAGUUCCACGAUU
This is a messenger RNA of Cuscuta campestris, 1988 nucleotides long. The record is from the annotation of a GenBank genome assembly. Lineage: Eukaryota; Viridiplantae; Streptophyta; Magnoliopsida; Solanales; Convolvulaceae.